This is a messenger RNA of Syngnathus typhle (broad-nosed pipefish), 2263 nucleotides long. It is a transcript of the gene ubxn7, whose product is annotated as UBX domain protein 7. Bases 1 to 1605 code for a protein of 534 amino acids. The record is from RefSeq and is a predicted model, not a curated record. Gene Ontology annotation, molecular function: ubiquitin binding. Lineage: Eukaryota; Metazoa; Chordata; Actinopteri; Syngnathiformes; Syngnathidae. Gene Ontology annotation, cellular component: nucleus. Gene Ontology annotation, biological process: proteasome-mediated ubiquitin-dependent protein catabolic process. The transcript has 11 exons.
AUGCGCGACAUUUAUGUUGUUGUUUGUGGCGGUAAGAUGGCGGCGCACGGAGACACCGCGGCCCUGGUGUUGAACGGGUUAAUACAACAAUUCACAGCGAUAACAGGGGCUACAGAGAGUGUAGGAAAGCAUAUGUUGGAAGCAUGCAACAACAACUUGGAAAUGGCAGUGACUAUGUUUCUGGACGGUGGCGUGGUGGCCGAGGAGCCCAGCACGAGCUCCAGUUCGGCAGCAUCCGGCAGCAGAGUUCCACCUACCGACGAAGUACGAGCACCCAUUCCCCAGAAGCAGGACAUACUUGUGGAGCCAGAGCCACUUUUUGGAGUGCCAAAGAGAAGGAGACCGGCCCGAUCCAUAUUCGAUGGCUUUCGAGACUUCCAAACAGAAACAAUCCGCCAGGAACAGGAGCUGCGUAACGGCGGCACAGUGGAUAAGAAACUGAGCACCCUGGCAGACCUUUUCCGUCCUCCUAUUGAGCUGAUGCACAAAGGCAGCUUUGAGACGGCAAAAGACUGCGGCCAGUUGGAGAACAAGUGGUUGAUGAUCAACAUUCAGAACGUUCAAGAUUUUGCUUGCCAGUGCCUGAACAGAGACGUGUGGAGUAACGACGCCGUCAAGACCAUCAUUCGAGAGCACUUUAUAUUCUGGCAGGUAUAUCACGACAGUGAAGAGGGGCAACGGUACAUCCAGUUUUAUAAACUCAACAAGUUUCCGUAUAUUUCCAUCUUGGAUCCCCGCACCGGUCAAAAAAUGGUGGAGUGGAACCAGCUGGAUGUGGCGUCCUUCCUGGAGCAGGCCACCGGCUUUCUGGCACAACAUGGGCAGCUGGACGGGCCGUCCUGCCCGGCACCGCCCGCCAAACGAGCUCGCUCUGAGAGUCUGAUCGAUGCCAGCGAAGACAGCCAGCUGGAGGCCGCCAUCCGGGCCUCCCUACAGGAAACACACUACGAGUCCUCCAAUGUUCCCGACGUCCCCGACUCUCCCAGGUCAGAGGACGACUCAGAGGCUGAGCCCUUCUCCGACAGCGAGGGACUCAUUUCGGUCGACGGUUCGGACGGUGAAAUGCCGGAACCCCAGAAAGAGAAAAGCUCCGGCAGCAAACAUCCCACGUCCGCCGCCCCCACGGCCGGACCCGCCCAGCAUCGCCUGCAUCCCGAUAGUACGUCUUCCUGUCAUCGUAAAUCUCCGUUUAAAGAGAACAACCACAGUCACAAAAAGGAGGAGAGCAAAAAGAACCACCUGGAGCCGUCGCUCGCCGGGCCUCGUCAGAGCCACCCGGACGCAGCGGGGAACUCGUGUGCGGCGCUUGCUGACGGUGUGGGGCCAUCCAAAAGCCCUGAAGACGACUGUCCUGAAGACAAUGGUCCCAAAGCCAGAUUGAUGCUUCGUUACCCAGAUGGACAAAGAGAGCAAAUAUCGUUGUCUUCUCAAGCAAAACUUCUGGCGCUGGUGAGACACGUGCAGUCCAAAGGUUACCCCAACGAAUGCUUCGAACUCGUAACCAACUUCCCGCGACGGAAGCUCACCCACUUGGACUAUGACAUCACGCUGCACGAGGCGGGGCUUUGUCCGCAGGAAACGGUGUUUGUGCAGGAGAGGAACUAGCCUGUAGCGGACUCAACCGACCAUCAUGGACAAGAGGGUCUGGGGCCGGGUUGGUGGAGGCUCAUGCGGGUUUAGGAUGCUCUCCUUUCCCUUCUCGUGAUGCCGGCCGGCUCCUUUGGCCAGUACCGGAUGCCGGCAACUCUUUGAGUUCUUAAUAGGAUUCAGGUCUUUAUUUUCCCCUGGAUUCCAGGUCCAUCGGAAUAGAAUGACCCUAGUAAAGAUCACGGCCCCAUCCAAUUCUCACGUAUCAGGCUUCAGCAGAGAAGACUCCCGAGUUGCUCUUCUCGUUAUUUGCCGUUCCGCGACACAAGAAAAUAGAGGCUCUCUCCUCUGCAUUUAUUCAUUCAGACACAAUCGUGGCAUUUUGAAAGAAGAGUGCAUCAAUCAGCUUUUUACUCUCGUUUGUAUCGCUGGAUUAGAGACUAAUGGACGAUGUGUCACUUUUUUUGUGUAAAGCCCAACUUUUGAUACAGAACGACUGAAGGCCAGUGUGCGUCUCAUCAGUCGCUUGGACCUUUGCUGUACAGAGAUGGCUUAGAAAGACACACACAUACACUGAGGUCAUGGCGUUAGACAUUGUUUCCUCUCUUUCUUUACUUCUUUUUAUAUGUUCUCAAGAAAAUACACCCAUGAUAAAAUAUAACCACCAAAAACCAAA